AUGACCUCAAGAAAAAACUAUACCUGGACCUUCGCCACGCCAUCCGCAUCAAAAGCGGCACCCGAGAGUGCGAGCAAAAAGACCCAUUGGGUGAGAGAUGAAAGUCAAACUGAGCAAGUCAAGGGCUUUCGGAAUCCAUGGGAGAGUUCUCGCGACUUCACCUUCCCGGAAAUAUUCAAAUCUAUGAUGCGACACAAAUUUCUCUCAGGGAACAGCCAGAAACCUGACACCACUCUAUCGACCGUACCUGUAACAAAGCCAACAUUUCUCCCAGCUGCCACACGCCCCGACUUGCUGCGUGCAACAUGGCUAGGUCACGCCUGCUAUUUCGUUGAAUUCCCUACUGGUCUACGCGUUCUCUUCGAUCCCGUGUUUGAAGAACGUUGUUCACCGUUCUCUUGGUUAGGACACAAACGAUUUACGCCUACACCGUGCGAUAUAUCUGACAUCCCGAUCAUUGAUUGUGUUGUGAUUAGCCACUCUCACUAUGACCAUCUUUCGUACCCGACAGUUCUUGAAACUCAGAAACAUCACCCGUCAGUCAAAUUCUGCGUACCUAAAGGCCUUAAAAGGUGGUUUGAAGACUGUGGCAUAGAUAAUGUCAUUGAGCUAGAUUGGUGGGAGAAUGUCAAUCUCGAGUUGGCCGCCACGACCGACGAUAACACCUCGGACUCCACUUCAAUCCCACCACACAACGACGUCUCAGCUACAGCCACAAUUUCCUGUCUCCCCUGUCAACAUACAUCUGCUCGCACCCCCUUCGAUAAAGCAACAACAUUAUGGGCCUCCUGGUCCGUUUCCUCCGGCGGCAAGUCGGUCUACUUCGCAGGUGACACAGGCUAUCGCGUUGUUCCACACCUCCCGAAGGACGUUGAUGACUGGGGCCCGGACUACGCCAAUCUACCAGUUUGUCCGGCCUUCAAGGAGAUCGGAGAGGUCUGUGGACCGUUUGAUCUUGGACUCAUUCCGAUCGGAGCGUAUAGACCACGACAUGUUCUGAGUACUGUUCAUUCAAACCCUUAUGAUUCUGUGGAAAUAUUUAAAGAUACAAGAUGUAAGAAGGCUAUUGGGAUUCAUUGGGGGACUUGGGCUGUUGCGGAGGAGGAUGUAAUGGAACCGCCACGACUGUUGAAGGAUGCGCUGGUUAAGAGCGGUCUACCAGAACAAGGAGUGUUUGAUGUCUGUGGCAUUGGUGAGAGUAGGGAGUUUUGA
This is a messenger RNA of Aspergillus piperis CBS 112811, 1212 nucleotides long. RefSeq names its product dioxygenase. Gene Ontology annotation, cellular component: membrane-bounded organelle; cytoplasm. The coding region runs from base 1 to 1212 and encodes 403 amino acids. Lineage: Eukaryota; Fungi; Ascomycota; Eurotiomycetes; Eurotiales; Aspergillaceae. The record is from RefSeq and is a predicted model, not a curated record. Gene Ontology annotation, biological process: N-acylethanolamine metabolic process; N-acylphosphatidylethanolamine metabolic process. The transcript has 3 exons. Gene Ontology annotation, molecular function: N-acylphosphatidylethanolamine-specific phospholipase D activity; zinc ion binding.